AUGGCAGAAAAAGCCGUCUACACUCACGGACACCACUCCUCCGUCUUGAGCUCUCACACCUGGCGUACUGUGAAGAACUCUGCCGCCUUCCUCAUCCCAUACCUCAAGCCCAACCUCGCCAUCCUCGACAUUGGCCACGUAACCGGCGUCGACUACUCCCACGAUGUGGUUGACAACGCGAAGGCGUACGCCGUCGAGCGUGGCGUCACCAACAUAGCCUUCCAGCAGGCCGACGCCAACCACCUGCCCUUCCCCGACGCUUCCUUUGACGUCGUCCACUGCCACCAGGUCCUCCAGCACGUCGCUGACCCGGUCCAGGUUCUACGCGAGAUGCGCCGCGUCACAAGGUCCGGCGGCAUCGUCGCCGCACGAGAGGUCGACUUCACCUCCAUCGCCUGGUGGCCGCUCCUCGAUGGCAUGGACGACUGGCUGAACAAGUACAAUGCCGUCGCCCGCGCCAACGGCGGAGAUCCUGCCGCGGGCCGCAAGCUACACGUCUGGGCCAAGGAGGCGGGGUACCCGGCGGAGAGCCUCACGCUGACCGCGGGGGCGUGGUGCUAUGCGACGCCCCAGGAGCGCGCCUGGUGGAGCACCGUUUGGGCGGAGCGCACCCUGUCAUCCAACUUCGCACCGACUGCGCUCAAGCACGGCAUUCACACUCAGGAGAGCCUGGAGAAGACUGCAGAGGUUUGGCGCAAGUGGGGAGCAGAUGAAGACGGCUGGUGGUCAUGCCUGCAUGGAGAGCUCGUCUCGAAGGUCUAG
Messenger RNA from Epithele typhae, 762 nucleotides. RefSeq names its product UbiE family methyltransferase. Gene Ontology annotation, molecular function: methyltransferase activity. The transcript has 2 exons. Bases 1 to 762 code for a protein of 253 amino acids. Lineage: Eukaryota; Fungi; Basidiomycota; Agaricomycetes; Polyporales; Epitheliaceae. The record is from RefSeq and is a predicted model, not a curated record.